Molecule: messenger RNA, 879 nt
Organism: Auanema sp. JU1783
Lineage: Eukaryota; Metazoa; Nematoda; Chromadorea; Rhabditida; Rhabditidae
Source: the annotation of a GenBank genome assembly
AUGACUCUUCUACUUCACUUAGUGGUGUCACUUUCUAUUUUCGGCCCAGUAUUCGUCUCCGGAAAUUGCUUCUAUUGUGCUACACCUUAUCUGCAGAAUAAUUGGCAUCUUUCCGGAAUUCCACGAAGUGACCCACCAAAAGAUAUACAGUUCCAUGCAGAUUGCAUCUCACCCAAAAAAGAAUCAACCACUAUUAAGGCAUGUACCGGUGCGUGCGCCGAAAUCAUAUUCACUACCGAGAGAACUGUACAAGUUAUACGUGGGUGCUACGCCGAUCUGAUGGGUUCUGACUUGGGCUUAGUAACUGCUCCAGCUGCUGAUAGCUGUGAUUAUGUUCCUCUUGCGGCUGAUGCUGCUGCUGAAGACUUAGAAGUUGCAGCUACUAGAUUCUGUUAUACUACUGGAGAAACAUCUUGCAAUAAUCUGUUGACAUCUACGACUGGAAAAGAUACCAUGACUCUUCUCAAAUGCAAUCUUGCAACCACUAUGUGUGUUAGCUGUGCUAAGUAUGAUGGUAAAGGCAAAUGUACUAGAUCAAAGGAGCAGAAAGAUCAGAAAGUUAGUGUCGGAAACUAUUGCAAGAAAAUGGAAGGAAAAUUUGGAGGUCAUGACUAUGUUGAGAGAGAUGCUGCCAUCAUCGCUCCAUUCCUGGGAGAUAAUGUUUGCUUCGACAAUACCAGCUUCAAUGUUAUUUCCAUGAAGUUUGGAGGAAUCAACUCCACAGUAACAAGAGCAAAGAGAGAUGUGAUUGAGCAGUUCAAAGGAUCUGUCUGUUAUUGCAAAACUUCAAUGUGUAACUCAUCGAAUGAACUUCGAGCAACCAUAUUGCCCAUUGUGACAUCACUUAUUGCUCUUUUAUCGGCACUCCCUUUAUUCUAA